AUGCUCAGCCUCGCCAUUGUCAUUGCCAUUGCUGCAUCUGCCGCUGGCCUCUUCAUGCUGUCGGGAAUCGUGGGGAUUGUGGUAUGGAUACGGAUACGCAAAGAGCGACAUGCAAUGAAGAUGCUCGGCCUCAGAGUACCGGAGAGAUCACGGAAAGUCAAAGUCUUCCCUGGGGACACCUUGACCGAACUCUCACUCAAUGAGAGCAACGCCUUGAAAAUCCAUGGUGGGCUACCAUAUGGAAAGCCAACCGAAUGGGGGCAAUUAGCUUCGCGAGAGUCUCUCCCUCGACCGAAACCUGAUCCUGAAACCUCAUGGCCUCUGAUGGAUCGGGCAAGAUCCCUUCGAAACUCGAUUCGCAGAGCUCGCUCGAAACGCUUCAAUCGUGCAGGCCAACGGCAAACAUCAUCUAUGGCGACAGUGAGCGAGACAGGGGCGAGUCAAGACAAUAUCCCCUUGUCGGCUGUUGAAGGCAUCUUGGAGUUACCAGCAGAGCAGACACCACGGCAUACUCCAGAGAUUCCGCUAGAGGGUACCGGUUUCCAUGUCGGUAUGCGACCCAUGUCUCCUGCGGGAGAUUGGCCUGCACCUACUCAACGCUCUCGCCUUCAUGUGUUCCAUGGCCUGAAUAGCUCGAUGACGAGUAACGUGUUGGAUCCAGUUCCAAUGCUGAGCAGAGGGUCUCCGACGCGAGUUCGUGGUGGAAGUAUCAUUAGCCAAACCGCUGGACACGUCCCUGAUCAGUCCGUUCCCCCGCCACCGCCGCCAGCCGCCCUGAGCCAGGAGAGAUUCAGUUAUCUUCGAAACGACUCGGUGAUGCGUCUGUCAUCAAUGAGUAUUGAUACCACUAACAGUUCGAUCUUGGAAGAUGCCAAGGUGGCUUCCCGAUCGGCAGAUGCUGAUGUUGUCUCGCCCAUUUUUCCAUCAGCGGGCACUUGUGUACCCUACAGCGCAAAUGAUGUUGGCGUGGCGAACGGCCGACGAAGCUAUAUCACGGCAAAUACAUCGAUGCCUCCAAAUUUUAUGAUACGAUCCUCAUCCAGUGCUAGUGCACCGAGGAAGGUCUCGGCAGAGAAGAUAUCCCCUCGUCGCAGCAUGACCACAGCCGCCCGCAACCCCAGCCACUCUAGCAUCGAACCUCAAACACUACCUCGGCGAAGCGAAUCACUUUCGUACGAUCAAUCUCAAAGGCGGCAUUCAUUACGUUCUGGGAACCAGGUUCCUAUGAACGUCCAUCGCAAUGACAGCAACCGAUCUUCUUCACGGACACCUACGUCUGGUGGUCUUCAUGCUGGCCGACUUCAACCGCACCAAUCGCCACUUUUCGGAUAUGAUACGCAUGACAAUGAUCCGUUCUACUGUGGUUCCCCAGCUUCCACAGGAUCGCUGUUCUCAGUCGGCUCGCCCAGUCAGCCGCGGAGCCGUACGCCACAAAGCCCAAUGCAGCGUUCCAGUCUGUCAAUGAAGGCUCCUCUUCACUCAGCAAUGGGAGGCUCCAACUCGCACCGGAAAAGUAAGGGUCACAGGCGUCAGAAUUGUGUCCGUAUCUCAAUCAAUCCGCCUAUGACUUUCGGAGGGCCGGCUUUCUCCCCAACUGUUGAGGAGGAUUCUGAAGACCUAGACGCCAUGGAAGAAGUAGAUCUUCGAGAGAGUGCGGUACAAAUGCCGUCCAACCCCCAGCCAGCUUGGUCACAGGAUUGGCAACGGUCUCAAACUCGCUCCGGACGCCAAGGGAGCAGUCGUCGCACUAAACCAGCAUCAUCGAGUUCGUUAGCUCCGCUGGCUGAAGAGCCGCAGUCAAGCUUGCAGACAAGGGUUCCGUCCAAGAAGAGAAAGAAGGCAUCGUCGGAUCUUACUGAAGAUGAGCCUGUGUUUGUUCAAGGUCAUGGCCUAUCUAGCACAUCCAUCUCUGUUCCGCCGCCUUACGAAGUCGAUCAUUCCGGUACACUGCCCUCGGGACGAAUGCCGAAGGCCUGGGAAGGGAUGGACGGUCGGUCGUCUGGAUUCGCUGAAGAUCCGUUCCGUCAAAAACCAGGUGGUCCACGUACACCUCCCCUUCACCCAAGACCUGAUGAACAACGGUUCAAGCAGUCAUCUCGUAAAGGCUCCACGCAUGGCGAGAGCCCAUCAACGUCCCUCGGGAGUUAUGUACCACCCAUUGUUCAUUCACGAGGGGAUAGCGGAGUACGAGAGAAUUUGCGAAACUCGACAGAUUCCCUAUAUGCCAGCCCCGGAUCUUAUCGCCAAGCUCGUGACUCCCAGACUUUCUCGGUCAAUGAAAUUUGUUCAGUCUCGCGUUCUACAUCAUCAAACCUUCCUGUUUCGCCAAUACGUCCUGUAUCACCAUUGGAAGUCCUCAAGACCCCAGGAGCUCGAGAAAAGGUGACCAUCUGGGAAGAUGCCAAUCGCAGUGCAUCGCCCACCAAGCGCGGCUCGACACAAUUCGCGGCCGGCUACACCUUCCAACUCGAGACUAACCUUUCACCCUCAUAUGCCAGAAUGAGUGUGCCACGGUCGCUUUCCAAGCGUGAAGAGCAAUCCCCUUCUCGUCCUUCUGGCAGUUGUGCUGCCCCAAGCCUCGCACCUUCUCGUCGUGGCCUUAUGACGCCAACGAGAAAGGGACUUGGUAUCGGCGUCACUUGCGCGACACCCGUCAGUCUUUAUGACGGUGAUGGAUUUCUGAAAGAAUAA
Molecule: messenger RNA, 2691 nt
Organism: Penicillium diatomitis
Lineage: Eukaryota; Fungi; Ascomycota; Eurotiomycetes; Eurotiales; Aspergillaceae
Exons: 1
Coding region: 1-2691 (896 amino acids)
Source: RefSeq, a predicted model, not a curated record